Molecule: messenger RNA, 2258 nt
Organism: Nematolebias whitei (Rio pearlfish)
Lineage: Eukaryota; Metazoa; Chordata; Actinopteri; Cyprinodontiformes; Rivulidae
Product: proto-oncogene tyrosine-protein kinase Src
Exons: 12
Coding region: 4-1656 (550 amino acids)
Biological process (GO): osteoclast development; cell adhesion; progesterone receptor signaling pathway
Cellular component (GO): extrinsic component of cytoplasmic side of plasma membrane
Molecular function (GO): ATP binding; non-membrane spanning protein tyrosine kinase activity; growth factor receptor binding
Source: RefSeq, a predicted model, not a curated record
CACAUGGGGGCGGGCAAGAGCAAGCCCAAGGAGCCAGGCCAGCGCUCCAUGAGCCUGGAUGGUACCAUUGGCACAGGUUCAGAUAGCGGACACUUCCACCACCUGGGCCCAGCUCAGCAGACCCAAACUCCCAACCGAAGCCCUGCUGUCGGAACAGGCAGGCGAGGCCAUCAAGGGCAGCACCAGCUCGCCCCAACAAAUACUCCAGAACUGGCUCUUUUUGGAGGGGUGGACCACACAGGAACUAUCACGUCACCCCAGAGAGGACCACUGUCCGUAGGUGUCACUACGUUUGUGGCGCUGUAUGACUAUGAGUCACGGACAGCAUCUGAUCUGACAUUUAGGAAAGGUGACCGGCUGCAGAUUGUGAACAACACGAAAAAGUACAGCUUCAGAGAGGGGGACUGGUGGCUCGCUCGCUCCCUAACAACAGGAGAAAGUGGUUACAUCCCCAGCAACUACGUGGCUCCAUCCGACUCCAUCCAAGCAGAAGAGUGGUAUUUCGGUAAGAUCACUCGUCGUGACUCGGAAAGGCUCCUUCUGAAUCUGCAGAACAGACGAGGAACCUUCCUGGUGAGGGAGAGUGAGACCACUAAAGGGGCGUACUGCUUGUCCGUGCUGGAUUAUGAUAACAGCAAAGGCCUCAAUGUUAAACAUUACAAGAUCAGGAAGCUGGAUAGUGGUGGUUUCUACAUCACCUCCCGCACCCAGUUCACCAGCCUACAACAACUAGUCUUCCACUACCGCAAGCACUCUGAUGGGCUGUGUCAUGCACUAACAGAUGUGUGUCCAGUGGCCAAACCUCAGACCCAGGGGCUGGCCAGGGACGCCUGGGAAAUUCCUCGAGAAUCCCUUCGCUUGGACGUUAAACUGGGACAGGGCUGCUUUGGAGAAGUCUGGAUGGGCACAUGGAACGGUACAACACGGGUAGCCAUCAAAACCUUAAAGCCUGGCACCAUGUCUCCAGAGGCCUUCCUCCAGGAAGCACAGGUCAUGAAGAAACUGAGGCAUGAGAAGCUGGUCCAGUUGUACGCUGUUGUGUCUGAGGAGCCCAUCUACAUUGUGACUGAGUAUAUGAGCCAAGGGAGUUUAUUGGACUUCCUUAAAGGAGAGGCAGGAAAGAUGCUUCGUCUGCCACAGCUGGUAGACAUGGCUGCUCAGAUUGCAGCGGGGAUGGCUUAUGUGGAGAGGAUGAACUACGUCCACAGAGACCUGCGUGCUGCUAACAUCCUGGUAGGAGACAGCUUAGUGUGUAAGGUGGCUGACUUUGGUCUGGCAAGGCUGAUUGAAGACAACGAGUACACUGCAAGACAGGGAGCCAAGUUUCCAAUCAAAUGGACGGCACCUGAAGCAGCGCUGUACGGUCGUUUCACCAUCAAAUCAGAUGUCUGGUCCUUUGGUGUUCUACUUACUGAGCUUGCAACUAAAGGAAGAGUCCCCUAUCCAGGUAUGGUUAACCGCGAGGUGCUCGACCAGGUGGAGCGCGGCUACAGGAUGCCUUGCCCGGCAGAGUGCCCCACUUCUUUGCAUGAGCUCAUGCUUUCCUGCUGGAGGAAGGACCCAGAGGAGAGACCUACCUUUGAGUAUCUGCAGGGCUUCCUAGAGGACUACUUCACCUCCACAGAACCUCAGUAUCAGCCUGGGGAGAACCUAUAGAACUGCACCCUGAACCAAACCUGAAUCAAAAGUGGGGCCUCUGCUCUGAAUGAUCUGCACUAACCGACCUCAGACGGAGGAUCUGAGCCUGUGAAACUAUUCUGAGGAACUUCUUUAGUGGAAGCAAAACCGAAAUGGAAACCCGCAGACGUCGUCCUGUGUGCUGUAAGAGAACUGCUACAGAACAUGGAGAACUUUUGUUCGGCAAGGACUCCAAGUUUACCUAAGAUUUAUUCCCUUCAUAAAAGAGGCUCAAAACUGUAAAAGGAGAACUGUUGUUGGACUGGACUGAGUGACAAAACUUGCCGAUAGAUGUUUUUUUUUUAGGGAAGAGUUAAAUCAGGAUGCACAGAGUGAGGGCUUGAAAAUGAACUCUCCUGUACAGAAGAAAAGGGUUGGGGAAGAUAUUUUAGUUGCUCAUGAGCUGUAUUUAGUGAAGUCUCUUUUUGUUUUAUUUUAUUUUUCUCAUCUGUUGCAUCUCUCUCCCCUCGUCUGGUGUCUUGUCCACCCACAGAAGAGCACUGCCACUGUGGCUACAGUGCCAAAAGAAAAUCUGUCUCCCUUCAUGAUCUCCCCAUCAAUUCAGCUUUCUUUCUUUGUUC